AUGGCGGCGCCUAUGGCGCGAGCCUUCCUAGGGACGGUAAGGAGUUGGAGACGAUUGGAGGGCAUCUCGACGAGCACUUUAGGUGUUCGCAGCCUGGCACUUGAAGCCGCAGCCCCGAAAAGUCUUUCUCCAUGGCGCCUGUUGGGUGCAUUGUGCCUUCAGCGGCCACCGCUGGUCUCGAAACCGCUGACUCCAUUGCAGGAGGACAUGGAGGCUCUUCUGAAGCAGAUUGAGAAAGAACGAAGCCUGUAUUCAGACCACGAGCUGCGUGCUUUAGAAGAAGCCCAGCGAUUAGCAAAGAAGAAAGGCGACCUCUAUGAUGAAGAUGAUGACCAGGAGAUACUGCUGGUGCAGGACUUGGAAGAUAUGUGGGACCAGUCAUUUCAGCAGUUCAAACCUGGAGCUCGCGUAACAGAAGCUGAUGAGAAGAAUGACCGCACCUCACUGCACCGGAAGCUAGACAGGAACCUCGUCUUGUUGGUCAAAGAGAAGCUUGGAGACCAGGAUAUUUGGAUGCUGCCCCAGACAGAGUGGCAGCCUGGGGAGACGCUGCGGGGAACAGCUGAGAGAGUCCUGGCCACACUGUCAGAAAACAACAUUGAAGCCAAGUUCUUAGGAAAUGCACCCUGUGGCCACUACAAGUUCAAGUUCCCCCAGGCAAUGCGGACAGAGAGUGACCUUGGGGCCAAAGUGUUCUUCUUCAAAGCACUGCUACAAACUGGAGACUUUUCCCUGCAAGGGAAGAAGGACCGGCAUGUGUGGGUCAGUAAGGAGGAGCUGGGUGACUAUCUGAAACCAAAAUACCUGGCGCAGGUCAGGAGAUUUCUCUUGGACUUUUGA
Elephantulus edwardii (Cape elephant shrew) is the source of this 840-nucleotide messenger RNA. RefSeq names its product mitochondrial ribosomal protein L46 (gene MRPL46). Bases 1 to 840 code for a protein of 279 amino acids. Lineage: Eukaryota; Metazoa; Chordata; Mammalia; Macroscelidea; Macroscelididae. The record is from RefSeq and is a predicted model, not a curated record. The transcript has 4 exons. Gene Ontology annotation, molecular function: structural constituent of ribosome. Gene Ontology annotation, cellular component: mitochondrial large ribosomal subunit.